Molecule: messenger RNA, 1815 nt
Organism: Adineta steineri
Lineage: Eukaryota; Metazoa; Rotifera; Eurotatoria; Adinetida; Adinetidae
Source: the annotation of a GenBank genome assembly
AUGAAUAAUUCUUUAUUUAAUAUAACAGAAGAGCAAUGUAUAUGUGAAAUGGUAAAAUUGAAUGGAUUUGUUUCUGCUGUAAAUUAUUUUGCAACAAAUGAAACUUGUCAAUUAUUUAGUUUUGAUAUUAGUUCGAUUUUAAUAGCAUUUAAUUUAAACUCUUCGUUUCUAUUUAUUAAUCAAUCAACAAUAUCAAUAACAGCGAUUUCAACAAAUACUCGACCUCCUCGACUUCAUCAAGCUCAACCUCCGCGACAACGUCCACCUCUACCUCCUCAACAUCAUCAAGCUCAACAACCUCAACGACUUCAAGCUCGACUUCCGCAACAUCUUCAACCUCUACCUCUUCGACAACCUCAAGCUCGACUACGUCUACCUCUACUUCCGCGACAUCGUCCACCUCUACCUCCUCAACAUCAUCAAGCUCGACUUCUGCAACAUCGUCCACCUCUACCUCUUCGACAUCGUCAAGCUCAACCUCCGCAACAUUCCGUCGGCUGCUCAGCUUCAGACGCAAUAACUCAUGCUCCAGGUGGUCAAGGUGGCGAAUCUGUUCUCUACACAUUUGAUCAAACACCAAAUGAUUAUUACGGUAAUUAUAAUGCCGUUCCAGUCAACAAUCCACAAUAUAUUUCUCCGGGAUACAACGGAAGAGGAUAUGCUAUACGGCUCCUUUCAAAUAAAUCACAGUAUCUGACAAUUGCUAACUAUAUGGAUUUCUAUAACACAAGUUUGACUGUUGAAGCAUGGAUCUAUCCUUUGGCAGUCUUUAUAAGUACAACAUCAUAUGUUGAUAUGAUUAUCUAUGCUCAAACAAAUACUACAGCACAAUAUCAAUAUAUGUGGAUGAUGUUAAAAAAUGGCAAAAGUUACGGCACUUUUUUUUACGAUGAUAUUUCGGGUUCAACUACGUUUCAAGUGAAUCAAUGGCAACAUAUAGCAUUCACAUAUGAUUAUGCGACGACAACACAAGUUGUUUAUAUCAAUGGAGUUGUAGAUGGUACAAAUACACUAGCACCACCAUGUUUAAUCACAUCUGGAAUACAGACAAUUGGCUCAUAUCCACCGAUUUAUAAUGGUGGUUUUUUUGACGGCUAUAUUGAUCAAUUAGAGAUUCUUUUCAACAGAGCAAAAACAUCAGCUGAAAUUUUAGAUGAUGCAACGUUAGUUGGAUACUAUUCAAUGGAUUGUCUAAGUUAUCCAUCUUGGGAUAGUGGGCCUAAUCAGAUUACGGGUGUAGCAGUUGGAUUGACGAGUGGUGAUGGUGGACGUGUUGGACAAUCUUAUUUAUUUAAUACGACUUCAAGUUAUUUUCAGAUAACAGGAUUAGUCUUAUUAGGACAAUCAUACAGUCCAUUUUCAUUUGCAAUGUGGGUAAGAUCUAUACUCUCCGUUACCAGUGGUGGUACAAUUCUACAUGUCUCCAGCAAUGCCGACGGCACUGGCUGGUGUAUUCCGUUCAUUGGUUUAAAUUCACAAGGACAGUUACUCGCACUUGGAUAUGAUGGAAGAAGUACAGUUCAGGUUACCGGACCUGGCCUUGUAGUUGGUCAGUGGGUUCAUAUCGUUGAAACUUAUAGUCAACUUAAUGGAAUACGUUUAUAUAUUAAUGGAAUUUUGUAUGGACAAACUAACGCAUUUGUCUAUAAUGCAUCGGGUGUACCAAUGGCCGCCACUCUGGGCCAGUCAUUGAAAGGAACUGGUUGUUAUCAUGGUGGAAUUCAAAUUGGUAAUUAUCGAGGAGAAAUCGAUGAAUUUUAUAUUUAUAGUAGAGAAUUAUCGCAGACGGAUAUAACAACUUUGGCGAAUCCAUAG